Messenger RNA from Pneumocystis jirovecii RU7, 2445 nucleotides. RefSeq lists its product as uncharacterized. Lineage: Eukaryota; Fungi; Ascomycota; Pneumocystomycetes; Pneumocystales; Pneumocystaceae. The transcript is spliced from 14 exons. Gene Ontology annotation, molecular function: voltage-gated chloride channel activity. Gene Ontology annotation, cellular component: early endosome; membrane; endoplasmic reticulum. Bases 1 to 2445 code for a protein of 814 amino acids. Gene Ontology annotation, biological process: chloride transport; intracellular copper ion homeostasis; transmembrane transport. The record is from RefSeq and is a predicted model, not a curated record.
AUGGCGACGAUAACAGAGAGGCAACAACAGGAAAUCUCAAAGGAAAAAGGUGAGUCUAUUUAUUUAGAAUGUAACCGUAAGUUCUUGUUUCAGGGAGAUUCCUUUUUAAACGGAGUUAAAAUGGGGUUUUACACACGUCGUCAGACAAUGGAGGAUCCUGAUGAAAUCCAGCGUUAUGAAGACUUUAGGACAAUUGACUGGGUUCAGGAUGCAUCAUUGAAUCAGUGGAUGACGGUUCACCGUGAUUCAAAGAAAAUUAGUAUGGAGAAAAAAACGUGGAUUAGAAAGGCAUUUUCUGUGCUUUCAGAUCUAUGUUAUAACGGGAAGAUGUGGAUUGUUAUGACGAUUGUGGGUGUUUUCAUUGGAUUAAACGCAACGUUUAUCGGCAUAACGACGAAAUGGCUUUCAGAUAUAAAGCUUGGGUACUGUUCAGGUGCAUGGUACUUGAGCAAAGAGUUUUGCUGUUGGGAGAUGGGUGAAGGUGAAUUAUUAGAAUGUAGUGAUUGGCAUAUGUGGUCGAGUUUUUCAUUGUUUAAUUUUUUUUUUUAUAUUAUAUUUGCAGUAAUGAGUGCAUUUCUGGUACGCACAUAUGCACCCUAUGCAGCAGGGUCAGGGAUAUCUGAGAUUAAGUGUAUUGUUGGUGGGUUUUUAAUGAAGGGAUUUUUGGGGCCAUUAACGUUAUUAAUAAAAUCUGUUGGGCUUUCAUUAGCCAUUGCAUCUGGACUUAGUAUAGGCAAAGAGGGUCCUUUUGUCCAUGUUUCUCUUUGCAUUGGGGAUUUUAUUAGUAGAUUUUUCGCUAAAUACGAUACUCAUUUAGCCAAAUUAAGAGAAGUUUAUUCUGCAUGCUCAGCAGCAGGUGUUGCUGUGGCAUUUGGUAGCCCAAUUGGAGGCGUUUUAUUUUCCCUAGAAGAAAUAUCAUCACAUUUUCCAAUGAAAACGAUGUGGAGAAGUUUUUUUUGCGCAUUAGUAGCAACUGCUGUUUUAUCUACUAUGAAUCCUUUUCGAACAGGACAAUUGGUUAUGUUUCAAGUUCACUAUAAUCGAAGUUGGCAUUUUUUUGAACUUAUAUUUUUCGCUAUUCUUGGAGUAUUUGGAGGAAUAUAUGGAGCAUUUGUAAUUAAAUGGAAUCUUCGUGUUCAAGCUUUUCGUCAACAUUAUCUUUCAGGUUUUGCCGUAUCUGAAGCAACAUUUUUUGCUAUAAUAACGGCUAUUUUGAGUUAUGGUAAUGCAUUUCUGAGAAUUGAUAUCACUGAAAAUAUGAAAAUUUUGUUUCGAGAAUGUACAGAUGAUUUAGGUUAUGACGGUAUAUGCAAUCGUUCUUCUCAAGGAAGGAUAAUAAUUUCAUUAAUUAUUGCUACCAUUAUAAGAACAUGUUUAAUAAUUGUAUCAUAUGGUUUAAAGGUGCCUGCAGGAAUUUUUAUACCAUCAAUGGCUGUUGGGGCAACAUUUGGUCGUUUAUUGGGUAUUUUUGUUUCAGCUUUACAAAAAAGGUUUUCAAAUUUUAUAUUAUUUUCUGCAUGUGAGCCAAACGUAUCUUGUAUAACACCUGGAACAUACGCAUUUCUUGGUGCUGCUGCUGCUUUAAGCGGAAUAAUGCAUAUUACAGUGUCGGUUGUUGUAAUAAUGUUUGAACUUACGGGUGCAUUGACAUUUAUACUUCCAACAAUGAUCGUGGUUGGAAUUACAAAAACAGUAUGUGACCAUUUUAAGACAGGAGGAAUUGCAAAUAGAACGAUUUUGAUUAAUGGAUUCCCUUAUUUAGAUUCUAAAGAGCAUUAUUUUGGUGUUCCGGUAGAAGACAUUAUGACUCAAAAUUUAACUGUUAUUCCAUCUAAUGGAUUGAAUUUACAAGAACUAGAAGCAAUUUUAAAUUCAUCUAAUAUUAAAGGAUUUCCCGUAGUAACUGAUCGAGAAUCAAUGUUAUUAAUAGGAUUUGUUAAACGUAGUUAUCUUCAAUGGGUAUUGGAGAAAUUCAAAUCUACAAGUAAAUUAUCACCUAAAACUCUUUGUUUUUUUUCAGUACCUGAAGAUAAAUCUGAAUUUAAGAGUCUUUUAAAGAAAUCUUAUGACAGUUUAAACGGUAAUACAAAUUUUACUGCCUCUUUGGAUUUUUCGCAUUGUAUUAAUAUUACACCGUUAACGGUUCAUCCUCAACUUCCACUAGAAACAGUUAUGGAGUUAUUUCAAAAAUUAGGCCCAAAAGUAAUACUUGUUGAGCAAUAUGGUCAACUUUGCGGGCUUUUAACAGUUAAAGACUUACUUAAAUAUAAAUUUAAAGUUGAAUAUGCAGAAAACCCUCAUGAUUUGUCUUUUACCAAAAAUGAUGAAAAACAAAUUUGGGAACUUUUAGUAAAAUUUAAGACAUGGGUAAAGGAGAUCAUUUUUGCUUAUUCGAGAAAAUAUAUAAGGGCAUCAGAAAUUGAGUUGGAUUUGUAUCAUUCAUAA